Chinchilla lanigera (long-tailed chinchilla) is the source of this 5190-nucleotide messenger RNA. RefSeq names its product trophinin (gene Tro). Gene Ontology annotation, biological process: negative regulation of transcription by RNA polymerase II. Gene Ontology annotation, cellular component: nucleus. The record is from RefSeq and is a predicted model, not a curated record. NCBI's taxonomy places the organism in Eukaryota, Metazoa, Chordata, Mammalia, Rodentia, Chinchillidae. Bases 126 to 4958 code for a protein of 1610 amino acids. The transcript has 14 exons.
AGAGGCUGGAUCACUUCCGGCCAAGGAGGGGCAACUGGCUCAUAUCUAAGCAGAGGCUUGGAGAGAGCGGACGCUUUCUGGACUCGAGAGGACGAGGCUCAGCUGUUACUUGGCCUCCCAGAAAGAUGGAUAGAAGGAAUGGCUAUGGUUAUAGGAUGCCUGCAUUCCAGGGCCCUCUGCCUCCCUCUGGGAGCCUGGGGCUUCCCUUCCCUCUAGAUGUACAGACUGAGACAAAAGAAGAGGACAAUGUCUUGCUGAUGCAUUCCCUGUUGGCGGCAACCAAGGACCCAUCUGUUGCCAACCGGCCUAAGAAAAGCAAGACCAAGAAGACCCCUGUUAAGGCUAUUGUUAAGUCCACACCUGCUGCCCCUCCAGUCCCAUCUGCCACUGAGAUUGCCACCAAGCCCAAAAUAAGUUUGCAGGCUUUAAACCUACCAAUCUUCUCCCAGAUCAGCCAGGCUUCAGCUACUAGUGAGGCAGCCAGUAUUCAGGCUUCUUCGGUUACUGCUCCACCUAAAAAGGCCAACAAGAUGAAGAGAAUUGCUGCCAAGGCAGCCCUGGUCUCCCAGUGUUGCCCGUCAGACAGUGAGGGUGUCACUAACCAACUGAAGUCACCUUUGCAGGCUCCAAACCUAUCAGUCAUCUCACAGACUAUCCAGGCUCCAACUGCCAGUGAGUCCGCCAAUUCUCCGGCCUUUGUAGCCUCCACCAAGCCUAAGAAAACUUCCAAGGCUAAGAAGGCUGCAAAUAAGGCUCUAGGUAGUGCUAGUGAAAUCUCACUAGCUACAGCUGCCACCCAUACAGCGACUACCCGUGGCCAAAUUACCAAUGAGACAGCCAAUAUCCAGUCCACAACAUCCACUGUCAGAACCAAGAAAGCUUCCAAAGCCAAGAGGACUACUGUUAAGGCUACAGAUACUGAUACUGAAUAUCUUGAGUCCCCAAAUGCCACUGAGACAGCUACUAGGCAGAUUGAGACCUCAGCAGCAGCUCUCCGGCCCAAAAAAUCUAAGGGCAAGAAGGUUGUCAGUAAGUGCCCAAAUUCUGUUUUUGAGGUCUCUGAGGCUCUGUCUGCCACUCACAUGGUUACGAACCAAGCCCUAGCAGCCAGCCUUCGGGUCAAGAGAGGGUCUCGGGCUCGAAAGGCUGUCACAAAGGCUCAGGGAACUGAAAGCGAGACCCAGAUUGCUGACCAGGGGAGCCAGGCCAAGAUGGCCCCCUCUCAGUCUAGUUUAAAUGCCCUUGAGACUCAGGUUGCUACUGCUGUCCAGGCCCUGGCUGAUGACUAUCUGGCUCAGUUGAGUCUGGAACCCACAACUAGGACCCGGGGCAAGAGGAACCGAAAGUCCAAGCAUCUGAGUGGGGAAGAGAGAAGUGGCAUUAAUUACAGGAGGAUCCCAUGGGGCCGAAGGCUUCCACCACCCCGAGAUGUGGCCAUUUUGCAAGAAAGGGCAAAUAAGUUGGUGAAAUACCUCCUGGUUAAGGACCAGACAAAGAUCCCCAUCAAGCGUUCAGACAUGCUGAAAGAUGUCAUCCAAGAAUAUGAUGAAUAUUUCCCAGAGAUCAUUGAAAGAGCAAGCUACGCUCUGGAGAAGAUGUUUCGUGUCAAUCUGAAGGAAAUCGAUAAGCAAAGUAGCUUGUAUAUUCUCAUCAGUACUCGGGAAUCCUCUGCAGGCAUACUGGGAACGACCAAGGAUACACCCAAGCUGGGCCUCCUCAUGGUGAUUCUGAGUGUCAUUUUUAUGAAUGGCAACAAGGCCAGUGAAGCUGUCAUCUGGGAGGUGCUGCGCAAGUUGGGGCUGCACCCUGGGGUGAGGCAUUCACUUUUUGGGGAAGUGAGGAAACUCAUCACAGACGAGUUUGUGAAGCAGAAGUACUUGGAAUACAAGAGGGUCCCCAACAGCAGACCACCUGAAUAUGAGUUCUUCUGGGGCCUACGCUCUUACCAUGAGACUAGCAAGAUGAAAGUCCUCAAGUUUGCCUGCAAGGUACAGAAGAAAGACCCCAAGGACUGGGCUGCUCAGUAUCGGGAAGCGGUGGAGAUGGAAGUCCAAGCUGCAGCUGUGGCUGUGGCUGAGGCUGAGGCCAGGGCUGAGGCAAGAGCCCAAAUGGGGAUUGGAGAGGAAGCUGUGGCUGGGCCCUGGAACUGGGAUGACAUGGAUAUUGACUGCCUAACAAGGGAAGAGUUAGGUGAUGACACGCAGGCCUGGAGCAGAUUUUCAUUUGAAAUUGAAGCUAGAGCCCAAGAAAAUGCAGAUGCCACCACCAAUGGCAACUUCAACCAAGAAGCUAGCACCAGGGAUAGCUUCAGUGAUGGUGCUAGUAUGAGCUUCAAUGGCGCGCCCAGCUCCGGUGGUGGCUUUGGUGGUGGAGGUGGUAUUACCUUUGGUGAUGCACCCAGCACGAGUGCAAGCUUCAGCAGUGCAGCGAGCAUUAGCUUUGGUGGCGCACCUAGUACCAGUGCCAGCUUCAGCAGCGUAGCCAAUAUUAGUUUUGGUAGCGCACCCAGCACUAGCACUAGUUUCAGUGGUGGAGCCAGCAUCAACUUCGGUGGCACUCCCAGUACCAGUGCCAAUUUCUGCAGCACAGCCAGUAUUACCUUUGGUGGUGCACCCAGUACUAUUACCAGUUUCAGUGGUGGAGCGAGCAUUAGCUUUGGUGGCGCGCCCUGCACUAGCACUAGUUUCAGCAGUACAGCCAGCAUUAGCUUUGGUGGUACACCCAACACUAACACUAGUUUCAGCGGUGGAGCUAGCAUUAGCUUUGGCGGUGCACCCAACAUGAGCACUAACUUCAGUGGUGGAUCAAGUAUUAGCUUUGGUGGUUCACCGAACACGAGCACUAGUUUCAGUAGUGGAGCGAGCAUUAGUUUCGAUGGUGCACCUUGUACCAAUGCCAGUUUCAGUGCUGGAGCCAGCUCUAGCUUUGGAGACACACUCAACAGCACAACAGCUGCCUUCAGUGGUGCACUUAGCACCAGUACUAGCUUUGGCACUGCAUCCACCACGAACACUGUCUUCAGUGGUGCACUUAACACCAGCACUGGCUUUGGAGGCACACUUAGCACCAGCGUGUGCUUUGGUGGCUCUCCCACCCCUGGCUCCAGCUUUGGAGGCACACUUAGUACUAGUAUCUGCUUUGGUGGCUGUCCUAGCACCAGCAUACUUAGCACCAGUGUCUCCUUCGGUGGCUCUUCUAGUACCAGUUCUGACUUUGGUGGCACACUAAGCACCAGCAUCUGCUUUGGUGGUUCUCCCAACACGAGUGCCAGCUUUGCUGGCGCACUAAAUAGCAGUGCUGGCUUCGGUGGUGCAAUCAGCACCAGUGCUGCCUUUGGGGAUGCUGUCAACACAAGUGCCAGCUUUGGCAGUACACUCAACAGCAGUGCUGGCUUUGACAGUGCUAUCAGCACUGGCGUGAGCUUUAGCGGUGCGUUCAGUAGCAGUGCCGGCUUUAACGGUGCCAUCAAUACCAGUGCUGGUUUUGAUGGUGCUGUCAGUACUAGUACUGGCUUUGGAAGUGCACUCAAUAGCAGUGCUAGCUUUGGCAGUGUCAUUAGCACCAGUGCCAGCUUUGGUGGUGCACUCAACAAUUCUGGCUUCAGCAGUGCACUCAGUACCAGUACUGGCUUUGGCAAUGCUCUCAACACUAGUGCCAACUUUGACGGAGCACUCAACACCAGUGCUGGCUUUGGUGGAGCUGUCAGCACCACUGCUGGCUUCAGUGGUGUACCAAGCACUAACCCUGGCUUUGGCAGUGCGUUCAGCACCAGUGCUGGCUUCAGUGGGACACUCAGUACCACGACUGAUUUUGGUGGUACUUCCAGCAGCAACAUUGGCUUUGGUAGUGCUCCCAGCACCAGUGUCAGCUUCGACGGUGCUCACAGCACCAGUCUGUGUUUUGGUGGAGCUCCCAGCACCAGCCUCUGCUUUGGCAGUGCAUCUAACACCAACCUAUGCUUUAGUGGCUCUCCUAGCACCAGUGCCUGCUUCAGUGGUGCUACCAGUGUCAGUUUUAGUGAUGGACUGAGCACCAGUGCCGGUUUCAGUUUUGGCAAUGGGUUAAGUACCGGUGCUGGAUUUGGAGGGGGACUGAGCACCAGUGCUGGCUUUGGUGGCAGCCUGAGCACUACCACUGGCUUCAGUGGUAGUUUGGGAACCAGCACUAGCUUUGAUAGUGGCCUAGGCACCAAUACUGACUUCAGUGGUGGACUAAACACCAGUGCUGGCUUUGGUGGUGGACUGAGUACUGGUGCUGGCUUCAGUGGUGGACUAGGUACCGGUGCUGAAUUUGGUAGUGGACUAGGCAGCAUUGCUGGCUUUGGUGGCAGACUAGGCACCGGUGCUGGCUUCGGUGGUGGAUUAGGCACCAGCACGGGCUUUGGUGGCGGGCUGGUCACUACUGAUGGCUUCGGUUGUGGACUGGGUAGUAGCGCUGGUUUUGGCAGCACACUUGGGACUUGUGGAGGCUUUAAUGGUGGCCUUGGCACCAGCGAUGGCUUUGGCAGCAGGCCUAAUGUCAGCUUCGACAGAGGACUGAGCACCAUCAUUGGCUUUGGCAGUGGUUCCAACACCAGCACUGGCUUUCCUGGUGAACCCGGCACUGGUGCCAGUUUCAGUAGUGGACCAAGUUCUGUUGUUGGCUUCAGUGGCGGACCAAGCACUGGUGCUGGCUUCUGCAGUGAACCAAGCAUUGGUGGCUAUGGUGGUGGACUGAGCACUGGAGCUAGCUCUGGCGGAUCAAGCACUGGAGCUGGCUUUGGUGGUGGACUGAGCACCAGUAUUGGCUUCAGUGGCGGACCAAGCGGCAAUGCUGGCUUCGGCGGUGGACUGAACACCAGUGCAGGAUUCAGCGGUGGACCGAGUACCGGUUCUGGAUUCGGCGGUGGACCAAGCACUGGUGCUGGCUUUGGUGGUGGGGCCACUAGUCUUGGUGCCUGUGGCUUCUCUUACAGCUAGUAAGGUUUCAGGUGUAAUGUUUACAGAUAAUCGCUAGUGAAUUGCAGCAUUCCUUCCCAUGGAGCCAAGGUACAGCCUUGGAAUCUGUCCUCACAGCAGUCUGAGCAGCCACUACCAAUCAGCUAAGAGUGACACGCCAUGAAAAAAUCUGUUUUCUCUUCUUGCUCUAUUGUUCGCUUUUUGUGUGCUGUCAUAUUUUGGUAUCAGAGUUACAUUAAAUUUGCAAAAUGAA